This is a messenger RNA of Microcebus murinus (gray mouse lemur), 3867 nucleotides long. Lineage: Eukaryota; Metazoa; Chordata; Mammalia; Primates; Cheirogaleidae. The record is from RefSeq and is a predicted model, not a curated record.
CCGCGGAGCCGGGAGCCGGAGCCCGAGCCGCGGCGGCGGCGGCGGGAGGCAGCGAGGGGGCGCCGCGGCGGCGCGGCCUGCGGGGCCUGCGGGAGGGCGGGCGGGCCGGCGGGGCCCGGCCAGGCCGCGAUGGCGACCAAGAAGGCGGGCUCGCGGCUGGAGACGGAGAUCGAGCGCUGCCGCUCCGAGUGCCAGUGGGAGCGGAUCCCCGAGCUCGUCAAGCAGCUGUCGGCCAAGCUCAUCGCCAACGAUGACAUGGCAGAACUUCUCCUCGGGGAGUCGAAGCUGGAGCAGUACCUGAAGGAACACCCCCUGAAGCAGGGGGUCAGUCCCCGAGGCCCCAGGCCCCAGCUGACUGAGGUCCGCAAGCAUCUGACCGCCGCCCUGGACCGAGGGAACCUUAAGUCAGAAUUCCUACAAGAAUCCAAUCUGAUCAUGGCCAAGUUGAAUUAUGUGGAAGGAGAUUAUAAAGAAGCUCUGAACAUUUAUGCCCGGGUGGGCCUCGAUGACUUGCCGCUGACGUCCUCCCCGCCGUACAGGCUGCGCGUGAUUGCAGAAGCCUACGCUACCAAAGGACUUUGUUUAGAGAAGUUGCCUAUUUCAUCUUCUACCAGUAAUCUCCAUGUGGACUGGGAACAGGAUGUCAUCACCUGUUAUGAGAAAGCAGGGGACAUCGCCCUCCUGUACCUCCAAGAGAUAGAAAGGGUAAUACUUACUAAUAUUCAAAACAGAAGCCCUAAACCUGGCCCUGCUCCCCACGAUCAAGAACUAGGUUUUUUCCUAGAAACAGGACUUCAGAGAGCCCAUGUCCUCUAUUUCAAAAAUGGGAACUUGACAAGAGGAGUCGGAAGGUUUAGAGAGCUUCUCAGAGCAGUUGAAACGAGAACAACUCAAAACCUGCGAAUGACAAUAGCCAGGCAGCUGGCAGAGAUCCUGUUGCGGGGUAUGUGUGAGCAGAGCUAUUGGAACCCUCUGGAGGAGCCACCGUGCCAGUCCCCUCUGGACGAUCCUCUCCGGAAAGGAGCGAACACAAAAACCUACACCCUCACUCGGAAAGCCCGCGUCUACUCAGGAGAGAACAUUUUUUGUCCUCAAGAAAAUACUGAAGAAGCCCUGUUGUUAUUGCUGAUUAGUGAAUCGAUGGCCAACCGGGACGCUGUGCUGAGCAGGAUACCUGAGCACAAGAGCGACCGUCUCAUCAGCCUGCAGAGUGCGUCCGUGGUCUACGACUUACUGACCAUCGCUCUCGGGAGGAGAGGCCAGUACGAGAUGCUGUCGGAGUGCUUAGAAAGAGCCAUGAAGUUUGCCUUUGAGGAGUUCCACCUCUGGUACCAGUUUGCUCUGUCACUGAUGGCUGCUGGAAAAUCCGCCCGUGCCGUGAAGGUCCUGAAGGAGUGUAUCCGCCUGAAGCCCGACGACGCCACCAUCCCUCUCCUGGCUGCCAAGCUGUGCAUGGGCUCCCUCCACUGGUUGGAAGAAGCUGAAAAGUUUGCCAAAACUGUCGUUGAUGCGGGAGAAAAAACGUCAGAGUUCAAGGCCAAAGGCUACUUAGCUCUGGGGCUCACGUACAGUCUGCAGGCCACUGAUGCUUCUUUGCGAGGGAUGCAGGAGGUCCUACAGAGAAAGGCGCUUCUUGCAUUUCAGAGGGCCCACAGCCUGUCACCCACAGAUCACCAAGCAGCUUUCUACCUGGCUCUGCAGCUCGCCAUCUCCAGACAGAUACCAGAGGCUCUGGGGUAUGUCCGCCAAGCUCUUCAACUUCAAGGUGAUGAUGUCAACUCCCUGCAUCUCCUCGCGCUCUUGCUGUCAGCACAGAAGCAUUACCAUGACGCUCUGAACAUCAUGGAUAUGGCCCUGAGCGAAUAUCCGGAAAACUUCAUACUGCUGUUUUCCAAAGUGAAGUUGGAGUCACUCUGCCGGGGCCCAGACGAGGCGCUCCUCACUUGUAAGCACAUGCUACAAAUAUGGAAAUCCUGCUACAACCUGACCAAUCCCAGUGAUUCUGGACGUGGGAGCAGCCUCUUAGAUAGAACCAUUGCUGACAGACGACAGCUUAAUACAAUUACUUUGCCAGACUUCAGCGAUCCUGAGACAGUUUUCAGUUCAUGUGCUGCCGGAGGAGACUGGCUAAUUUUGAACAUCCACUGCAGCACUGCCCAGCUAGAAGAGCAACUGGGCUACAGAGAAAAAGAGAAAAGGAAUUUGUCUGAGGUCAGGAUGGUUCCAAAACAAACAGAAGUGACCGUGAGAUCAGACAUGGCCUGGGAGAGCCCAGCCCCGGCAGGUGGCAGCUCAUCGAUGGCACUGGUCCGUCCCAUGCACGAUGCUCCACUACUUUUCCAAAUCCCCUUUAAAGGGCACAGGCGUCCAGCACGAGCAAAGCCACACAGCGCUGGCAUCAGGGAGGGCGCACGGCCAGGGUAACGCUGAGCUUCCACCAUCACAGCCGUGCCAGCUCUGGGGCACAGGGCCCAGAGUCACCCGCUGUGCAGACAGAUUCCUUUGUGCGGCCACAAGUCCUCUUGGAUAGGUUUGGUUUUGUUUUUUCCCCCAGAACUAAAUUUGUUUUCUUUUUCUUUUUAAAAAUUUCUAUUAUGGAAAAUUUUCAAGUAUGCCAGAAUAGAGACACUAGUAUUCCCAUUACCCACCACCAAGCUUCAAUAAUUAAUAUCUUGUUUCUUCUCUCUCUCCUGUCUUGCACUUGGCGUUUGUAGAGUAUUUUAAGGCAAAUCCCUAAAGUUAUAUUUUACCUAUUAAAAUUUUAGGAUAUAUGUCUAACAGAUAAUAGCUUAAAAAAUAUAUAGCCACAAAUACCAUUGUUAUACAUCCUGGGUCAUUAUACAGUACAUUAUACAGCUGGUGUUCUUGAUUUUGGAAGUGGUUGAUUAACUAGAGUAUGGUUUCCCACCUCUGAAAUUGUCCAUAUUGCAGAUCUGUGGAAUAACAUUGGGAGGAACCCAUGUCUACAAGCCCCUCUUAUAGAAUACAGUUGCCCCUCUGCUAUCACCUCUGGCUCUUCUUGCCCCACCUCUGUCAUAUAAAAUGUCCCAGCCAGUGAGAGAGAAGAAUCCAUUGGAGUGGCAGUCUUUACUUUGAAGCUAUGAGUCAUUGUCUUUUCUUUGGAAUAAGUUGGUAGUUCCUUAAAUAGAGGAUGAAAAAAUUUUUUUUCUGCCUUUUGCCUUCAAAACAGGACGUGGGAUAAGGAGAUUUAUCUUUAAUAAUUGGUAUGAUAUUACCAGAUACCUAUCCAAAGCAAAAUCAUUCUUUUAACUCGAAAGUUUGAUCCAUUUUGUUUGGGCAGAUUUCGAAUUGCAGCUGUGACUGCCCGGUUGCCACGUGGUGUCCAUCUGCGAGACACCAAGGCAGCAGUACUAGCUUCCUUCUCAAAGUGCCCAUCCAGGGCACCCAACCAUACCCCACCUUGGAAAGUGGGCUCCAUAGUCACAGUGCUGGGACUGUGACAUAUCGAUGCACCCCAGUACACCUCACCUUGGAAAACCUUAGUUUUCAAGUGAGCUGUAUAUAAGCGCUUCUCAUAAAAGACAAAUCUAUGAAAAGUCAAGUCCUAACCCAUUCCAAAAGGAAAGCAAAUAGUUUCCCCUAGAAUAUUCUGAGUAUUGUAGACUAAAGGUGUGUUACUUUUAGUGGAUCACACUGCCCAGGUAAAUCUUAUUUUUAUUCCAUGGUGUUGUUGCAGACCAAUUAAAUAACCAGUGGAAAAACAAAUUUGUUUUCUUCCAAAAGCACUUGUAUCCUACUGUCAGUAGAGGAAUGAUUGUGUAUUACAUGACCUCAUUUUCUUUGCAGCUUAUGUGAGUAUAUUAAAAGCUAGUUUGGUUUAUUUCUUUGUGUUUCUAAAUUUUUUUU